This is a messenger RNA of Bactrocera oleae (olive fruit fly), 6645 nucleotides long. The record is from RefSeq and is a predicted model, not a curated record. NCBI's taxonomy places the organism in Eukaryota, Metazoa, Arthropoda, Insecta, Diptera, Tephritidae.
AAUACUUGUCACUCACUCCGCUCGAAAGAGACAGCACUAGUAUGCCAUCUAUUAAUUAAUUACUCAACACUAGUGGCGGCCGCUAUAGCAAAGAAACCGUGGUCAAACUAGUUUCAGUUUAGUUUUAUCCGUUGGACGAGAAAGUGUAAAGUGUAAAAUAAUAAGUGUUAUUCGUGCAUGAUUCCCGAUCGGUGCGCUAGUGUCUCGGCGUCGCCAUACAGUGUCGCGUUCAAUGUGUGAGCAAACGAAAUUUAGCUAGAAAACAGUUGGUUAAAUGUGCAAAUUUGAGUCAUACCUGCGGAAAAAGAAACAAAUUCCAAAGCAGCGCAAAGCAAUUGUAAGCCAAGUGGUGAAUAAUGUGUGCAAAACAGAAUUGUAGAUAUAAAUGUAAAUAAAUUAUUAAACAAAUUGCAAUUGGAAAUAAAAGAAAAAUAUAAGAGUAGAGUGCUGAUGAAUUAGCAAAAACCGGAAGUGAUAAAAGUGUUACAAAAAGUUUGCAAACCAAUCGCUGUACAUACAUAAGUGCUUAGAUAUCUAUGUAUGUGUGUCUAUAAUUAGAAAGCAACAACAAAAGAAAGCGUAAAUAAAUUCUUGCAACGAUCUGCGCUAUUGCUAUUUACUUACCUUUGUUGACGUAGGUCAAUAACUUAUUGAGUUGAGUUGAUAUUAAAAAGCAUAAGAAAAUUAAGUGUGAACAAAAAAAUGCGAAGAAAAAUAAGAAACUAAUUAUUUAAGCUAUUCAAAACGAAAACCAAACUAUCAAUUAAUACAACAAUUGAAAUAGUACGUACGAACAAGAUAAGCAUAACAGCAGUACAAUAACAAUUGUUACGGGCAUUUCUAACUAGCCGUAGGCAGAGCAGUGAAAAGUGAAGUCAGCAUACGUAAAGGGCAUCAGCGGCAAGCACAACGAGUUGUUUACACGCACACCUUUGCACAUAUUGCUACUUCCACUUUGUUCGCAUUCUUGAAUUUGCUGUCAGUUGCUACCAAGCCGUAUACACGAACUUGUUGUGAUCGUGUGCCGGCAGAGAGCAGGUUUUCUUAUAGUGGAAGGCAGGAAGAUAUAUAAAAAGUAAUUACAAGCAACAUGCAUACAUAUAUUGCGAUAUAUAUGUAUGUAUGUACUUAUGUGUAUUUGCGCAUAUGUGUAAAUAAAAGAAGUGAGAUAAAGUCAUAGAUCAAAAAAGGGUAACGAGAACAGUGACAGUUGCAAGAGAAAACGAAUUGUGCAGAAACAUUUCAAAGCAGAUUAUAGUAAAUGGAAAAAUAAAAUUAAAUAAAUACUAGUGCAUUUUUCUGUAAUUGCAGUGUGUUUUCGAGUGUAAAAACUGCAACAUAAUAAUUAACCGGUAGUGUUUUACCGCAAUUCUGUGUUUACAAAGUUGUUCAACGACUUUGCAGUAAUUCUCCACUAUUUUUUUUUUUUGGUGAAAUCGUGCCACCGCAAGCAACAAAAAGCGCACGACUUCAAGAAAUCCAAUGCAAAACCACUAAAAACUACACUGCAGCAGUUUCUGUAAUAGCAACAUUAACAGCCAACCAAAAAGUGUAUAUACAAAAAAUAAAACCACCAACAAGAAGCAUUUGCCAAAAGUUCUGACUACGGCAGCACCUACUUUUGGACACUUCAAUUCGAAGCUGCAUAGCCAGCUGCACCUACGUUUGCAAGCCGGAAACGCCAGCGUGCUAAGUAACUUGUGAAAGUCGCCAACUCCUUUGUGCUUUGCUUUUGAGUGUUUGGGUGCAUAUACAUACUUACUUAAUCCUUUCACAUUGUGUCGACUUUUUGUGUUUUCUUGGAAUAUUGAGUCAGAUCUACGUACCUAGCGUUGGUUCAUCUUAGUUGGGUAAUAAAUAAACGACAUCAACAGAACGGAAAUUGUCGCACUUGCAACAUUUGCAGUGGCACAUUUUUUCUCUGCUGACUUCUUCUUCCUGCGGGCAGUGGAUAGCGCUUUUUAAGCAGUAUAUCCACAUAGUAUUUUCUGUCCCCAACUUUUUAAUGGAAUAAUUAUGUCAUGGGAUCGUGUACGCGACGACACUUUAUGCUGUCAACAUGCUUGCUGCAAAUGAUAACAAUCAUCGAACGCCAAGUAUUCGACUUUCUCGGAUAUAUGUGGGCGCCCAUUUUGGUCAACUUCUUUCACAUAAUUUUCAUUAUAUUGGGAUUUUAUGGAGCAUAUCACUUUAGAAUAAAAUACAUAAUAACCUAUUUAAUAUGGAGCUUCAUUUGGAUUGGUUGGAAUGCUUUUCUCAUAUGCUUCUAUCUGAAUGUAGGCAUAUUGGAUCGGGACAGCGACCUGCUAAAUUUGGGCACCGGUAGCGUCUCUUGGUUCGAGGUGAACGGUUAUGGUUGCAAGCCAACAUAUCCAAUCAAUAUCACCUCCGAUGAUCCAUUUCGUCCCAUACGUCCGGAACGUGUGGAUGAUUGUUUAGUAGAUUAUACUAUAGUCGAAAUUGUACAGUCGGGUGUGCAAUGCGCUUUAGCGUUACUUGGUAUUUUAGGCGCCAUAUUAAUAAGCUACAUAUUCCUCGAUGAAGAUGACAGAUUCGAUUUCGUGAAUGGCGACGCCAAGAGUCCCCAGCACACGGUGGUCCAUCCAAUGUACGUGAGCUACAGCAGCAUACCGACCUCGGCUAGCGCUAGCGCUACAUUGCUCUCAAAUAAGCAUCACAACAAUCACCAAGCACUUAACAAUAAUAAUCACCACCAAAUUCAUGCGCAACAACAGCAACUGCAACUGCAGCAGCAACAACUCCACCAUCAUCAGCAACCAAAUAAUUUUAACAGUAACACAUUUCUAAUACACACAAACAGCAUCAGCAACAACAGCCAUAGCCAUAGUCAUAGUCAAAAUCAGAGUCACAGUCACAGCAAUAGUCGCAGCCGCAGCCACAGCCGCAGCAAUAGCCAGAAUGGUGGCAACGGCGGCGGCGGUGGCGUCGGUGGCGCCUCUAAGAAAGGUCGUGGCGGCGAUGGCAACAGCAACUAUCAUAGCGCGAGCAAAAAUAGCACAUUAACCCGAAUACUUUACAGUCCGAAGAGUAGCAAUAAGAUCGGCGCAACGACCGGCAAUACCGUUGUGGUGGCGACAGAGAUGUUACAGCGUCAGCAAUCGUUGCCACAAACGCAUACCGCUAAUAUAAACGGCGCGCAACAUUAUUAUGAUGACAGCACCGCCAAGGCGGAUCAGCUGUAUACGAACAGCAAUCGACGACAGUUCUUGAACGGCACAACAUAUCAACAACAACAACAGCAAGUUGGCACACCGAACUCCUCGACGCACGACAACACGACCUCGUCGCUCUCGUACGCUUCGCUGCAGAAUUCCAAUUUGAAUUUGACACAGAGCUUGCGCGGUGUCGGCGACGGCGGCCCUGGUGUUGGGUUCGGUUAUACAGGCACCGGCGGAGGUAGUGUGGGGGGUAGUCGUAGUGGUGGCGGUGGUGUUGGUCACAUGGGUGACGGUGGCAGGAGUGUGGGUGCGAGUGUGGGCGGUGGUAGUGUCGGCGGUUAUGGACGUGUCACUGGCGUCGGCGGUUGUAUGACGUCCGCCUCAUCGCAGGCCACACUCAGUCCGCUUAGCAAUAGUCAGUUUAGCCUCAGCAAUAGCCUGAAUAAUAAUUAUAGUAAUCAUAGUGGCAACAACAACAACAAUAACAUUCUCCUAAGUAAUCCCACUAACUAUAUGAACAAUAAUAAUAAUAACGGUAGCAUGGGCAGCGGUGUGGGUGGCGGCCAUUUUGCUCGUAUACACGCCAAACCCAAACCACCCAAAUCCACGAGCUACAGCAGUUUCAUUAACAAUGGCAGCGGCGCUGCGAGCCUCAAUGGCAGCAGCGCUGGCACUGGCGGUUCCAUGACUAACGUUCACCGUCCCGAUAUCAAAUAUACACAAAUGUCCAACGAGCGUUUGUCGCGUAACCUAGAAGAGGGCCUAGAAGAUGAUAACUUUUCGCUGCAGAAUUUCAAAACCGAUGAUGGCGUCACUUAUGUGCCCUUCCAGAAGCCAACACCGGGCGCGCUCUUUGUCGGGCAGAAUAAUAAUCCUUCAUAUGUGUCGUUGAACUCGUACGCCGGCGCACAUAUGUCUCCUAACAACAACAACAACAACAACAAUGCUAGUCCAAAUACCAUAAAUAAUAAUGCGCUGCCACAGUUUGCGCGCAGCAUUUCACAGUUAGCACCACCACCGCCGCUGCCGGAGAACGGUGGUGGUGGUGAGAUACUUCUGGAGCGCGGCGCGGUGCUGCAACCUGCCUAUAAUUAUCCGCCGCCGCAAGCGCAGCAACAAAUGCUGAUGCAUUCAACGGGUGUACCACACAUCCAGCAACAACAACAACAACUACAGAAAACCGCGCAGUCGCAACAUUCGCCACAGCCACUAUUGAACCCUGCCAAUCGUUUUCUCUAUCAACAGAACGGCCUACCAUUCCAUCCAGCCUACAAUAAGCCCAUACCAGUGCCACCACCGGUACCCACACAUACGUCGCCGCCCAUGUCUGCGCUAUAUCAGUCACACCUUAUAAGCCCCGUUGCCAAACAGCCGCCACGACCGACAAACAUUCCAUUACCCACCAUACCGGCUCACUCAUUUGACACACCUAUUUCACCCUCAGAGGUUACGCCUCCACCACCUCCUGCGCCACGUCCACACAUUUUCCAACCACGUUCCGGUCAUGCGCCAUAUCCGGACCUCUCACCGGAGGUGACCGAAAAAUACGCCAUGCCCACACAGUAUGUACCGCGUUCGCCGGUCGCUUCGCGUAUUGCGCGCCGUCAACGUCAACAACAACAGCAACAAUCGCAUAAUUACCACCACCAUCAGCCAGCGCAGCCGGCCUCGCAUCACGUAAAUACAUCGGCGAACUUUUGCGAUCAAGUGCGUGACGCACCGCCCGGCUACAUAGUGGACGCAGGCUUCAGCAUUGUGCGCGCCAAGAGUUAUGAUCGUUUGGCCUCCGUGUCAUCCACAAACGGUUCGAUGCGUCGUGAGACUAAAGCUAUUGACGCGCAGUCACAGCAGCCACAGGUGCAAGUUAAUGCCGAAGCUGCGCCGCAUGUAAAUCGACGUAGUGGUCGGCGUGAUGCCGCCGGUCGUGUGCGCCCACGUUCCUAUUGCAAUUCAAUGUCGGGUGGUGAGGGCGUAAUACGCGGUAGCUUAGUUUAUGAGCGAGACUUUGCGGUCCAAAGUGGGGUUGUUGCCACUAGUGAAGCUGAAGGUGGUGGCAGCGGCGGCGUUAGUGGUGGUAGUGGCGUAGGUGAGGGCGGUGGGAAUAGUGGCGGUGAUCAGUUGUCAUAGGCAGAGGCUGGGAAAGUGAGUAGUACAGUGUUGGAUACACAAAAGGUACGAAGUCUUAAUGAUCGUACGCGUUAUUGAGUUAGAGAGAGGUAGCUUUUCUAGACAGGACCCUUGACAAAAUAAUAGUUUGCUAUGCGUAGCUUAAAUGUAAUGUUGAAGGUGCAAGAAUUUUGAAAUCUAAUGAAGAUGUUUGCAGAGUUACUUAUAUGAGUCAUAGGAAGCUUUCGAAGAUUUGAGUUAACUCAUAUCUAAUUAAAAAGACUUAAAAUAGAAACCGGAGAUUAAAAUUUUAAAUGAUAUAUUUGUAAGUUGGAUUAGACUCAAAAAGCAUCAAUAUUUUAGUAUUCGAUGAAUGAAAAGUUUAAUGCGACGAUUAGUCAGCUGACAGUUACUCCCUCUAGAGAUUACUUUACUUACUAGUUAUGUUAGACCUAAGCUCUAAGAGGACUAGUAGUCAAGAGAGCUGACCUCUUUUGAGAAAAUAUAUUUGAAUGAAAGUCUCUGUAGGUCUCAAAAUUAGAGCAGGUCUACAUAUGAGCCAGACACUUUUCACUUUCCAAAACCGUUUCAUAUUGCACUUACUGCCUCUCCAAAGUCACUGAGAACUGCCACUAUUUGUGAGAAACUUUUACAACUUUUUAAAGCUUUCAUUUCAUUUAAAUAUUUUUGCCUUCUUAUUGCGAUGCUUUCAUCCUUCCAAUUCAAUUUCAUUACAAUUUUCUCUCUCUCUCUCUUUCAUUUCUCUCAUUCAAUCGCUCAGCUCAUGCUCAUAAAUUCGAUUUGGUCCUCAUUCCCAUGUCAUACGAUCAAAUUUUGAUUUGCAUUUUACUCUGUUUUUACUUUUAUUUAAAGAAAAAUAAUUUCCAUUUUCUAGACUGGUAGACUACGAUUGCUGAGUUGAUUUAUUGUUCUCAUAUGCAACACUUUAAUGGUUAAAUGGUUGUUAAAGCUUCUAUCAAACACACACACUCACUCUCUGCUGCUAAAAUGCGUGCUUUCGCACACAUACUCAGCGUGCGCUCUCAAACAUACAGGCUCUCUUUCACACUCACUCAAAUAAAACGCUAUCGUAACUAAGCAUGCCUGCGCUCUUAUCGCUCUCACUCUGCGUUAUUGUUGUUGCGCGAAUGUAGCGUAUAUACAGCAAUGUUGCAUGCGCUGAUGUUGCUGUUGCUAUUAAAUCGAUGUUGCCGCAAAUGUUGCUAAGUGCAAAGAAAUCGCAUUGCCAAGCGGCUACCCAGAAAAAAUGUAUGUAAAUGCCAUGCGAAUUUUAUAAUGAAAUAGAGAAAUUAUUCGAUUGAAUACUUUUUCUAAUGGCAUGACAAUGUUUGUAAAAAAA